This is a messenger RNA of Bursaphelenchus xylophilus (pine wood nematode), 1670 nucleotides long. The record is from the annotation of a GenBank genome assembly. Lineage: Eukaryota; Metazoa; Nematoda; Chromadorea; Rhabditida; Aphelenchoididae.
AUGUCCUCAAAGACUACGGAGGUUGACGAGCGGAUCAAAGUGGAUCAAGCAAAAAAUCGGGUGAAAAAGGUGCGUUUAAUGUUUUGAUGUUUCUUCUCGACUUUAUUAGAGUGGUUUGCUCUUCUUUUGAUAAAAAAGACACUUAUCAAUCGCUGUUAUACGAGAUUAUUACAGCAAAUUACAAGCGGAUUAGUCCAAAGAUAUUUUUGACUGAUAAAAGAGGUUGAGGUUUUGAACUUUUACAGUUAUUCAUUUUAUGAAAUUUUUGAACAGUUUUUCGAAAAAAAUUGGGAUUAAGUAUCCCUACAAAAAUUAAUUUUCAAAUUUGAAUUUUUGGAUAAGAUAUCCGAUGAUUUUUUUUACCAGAACGGCUUUUUAAUCUAAAAAUGUAUAUGUGCGCCCAUCUGUAUCCGAAAAAGUCGUCAUAGAAAAAUAGAAAUUUUUUGUAACAUAGAAAUUUCUUUUUCUCAAAUUACCCGCUUCAGACAAUUGUAUCAGUGAUUGUAAUUGCCCUAGUGGCAAUUUCUUGGGCAUGCGCUACACAAUUCUCAAAGUCGGCCCUAACAAUCAACCGGCAUGACUUCUACGCCCCAUAUUCCAUGGUCUGGUUCAGCACGACGUUUAUGGCAAUUUGCUACCCUGUUUACGUUUUCUACGCUCUGGCUUUUACAGGCGCCACCCUGAAGGACACCAACAAGGAUGCCGCGCUCGUCUUCAGCAGAGAUACGGUAAGGAUCCGGUAAGCCUCAGCAACACUUCAUGCCCUCUCUAGAGACGUCCUCGUCAAAGUUGGACCAUUCUUGGUAAUGUGGGUGGCUGCUAAUUACAGUUAUUCCUAUGCUUUGGGGCACAUCUCUGCGUCGGCAGCCUCGUCAAUCAUGAGCUCAAAUACGGCGAUGGUCUGCUUUUUGGCAUAUUGUUUUUUGGGUUCGGUUCCGUCCAUCAUUAAGGUAGGCCUUUAAGAAUUUUGUUUUGCGACGUCACUAAUGGGUCAACAAUUUUCUUUAUGAUUUUUUUAUCAUUUGGCGUUUUCAGAUAGUCGGUGCGUUUUUGGCUAUUGCUGGCGUUGUCGUCAUUUCCUUAGACCAUGAAUUUGCCGGAAGCUGGCUCGGCGUGGUGCUGGUCGUCUUUUCGGCGCUUAGCGCGGCGUUUUACAAGGUGAUAAGAGCAUACAGUUUGGAAUAACAGUUUUAGGUGCUCUUCAAAAAAGUCAACGGAGAUGCGAACCUAGGACAAGUCUCGCUUUUCAUGAGUAUGCUCGGAGUGUUGGACUUGCUAAUAAAUAUAUGGCCGACAAUUGUCAUGGUUGUCACGGAUGCUGAUCACAUUAAAUUCUCGGCGGUUCCUUGGCUCCCAUUGAUCGGUGCCGGAUUGUUAAGCCUCAUCUUCAAUUUCCUCGUAAAUUUUGGAAUCGCCCUACUGAAUCCGCUGGUCAUCUCCGUGGGAAUGCUGUGUGGCAUCCCAGUGAGUGCCGGUAAGGAGUUAGUGCUAUUUACAUACGCUUCCUGGUUUCAGCAAUCGACAUCGUUGUCCGUGGAAUGCCCAUGACAUGGACGUUCGGUGUGAGCUCAAUGUUGUUCAUUGUGUCCUUCUUUUUGACCACCUUCCCGGUCGACGACUGGGUACUUUUUUGGAUAAAAAGUUCUCAGGUGGAAUUUACAGCUGCAUAA